AUGGAAAGUCUGAUCUAUUUGAUAGCAGUGAGGCCAGAUAUCAUACAUGUCGUAGGUCUCAUUAGCAAAUUUAUAGAGAAUCCAAAAGAAUUACAUUUAUUGGCUGCAAAAAUGAUCUUUCGAUGCCUAAAAGGUAUUGUCGACUUUGAAUUGGUCAAUAAAAGGGGUGAAAAGACUAAUCUAAUUGGAUUUUCUGAUAGUGAUUAUGCUGGAGACAUGGAUGAUCGAAAAAGUACUUUUGGCUAUGUGUUUAUGCUGAGUUCAGGUGUAGUCUCAUGGUCAUCAAAGAAGCAGCCAAUCGUUACUUUGUCAAUAAUUGAAGCUGAAUUUAUUGCUGUUAUUGCAUGUGCUUAA
This is a messenger RNA of Capsicum annuum, 354 nucleotides long. RefSeq names its product secreted RxLR effector protein 161-like. The transcript has a single exon. NCBI's taxonomy places the organism in Eukaryota, Viridiplantae, Streptophyta, Magnoliopsida, Solanales, Solanaceae. The record is from RefSeq and is a predicted model, not a curated record. The coding region runs from base 1 to 354 and encodes 117 amino acids.